AUAAGAGGUCAGGGACCUCUUGAAGCAAAGACCAGGAGAGAAGGAGCUGGACAGAGCUAUGGGGGUCCCGGGCCCUGCCACCCUGCUGCUCACCCUCCUGGGCAUGUCCUGGGCUGUCCAGGCGGCAGAAACCUGUCCAGAGGUGAAGGUGGUGGGCGUGGAGGGCUCUGACAAGCUCACCAUUCUCCGAGGCUGCCCGGGGCUGCCGGGGUCCCCAGGGCCAAAGGGAGAGGCAGGCGCCAAUGGACAGAGAGGAGAACCUGGACCCCCUGGACCCCCUGGGAAGGCAGGACCACCUGGGCCCAAGGGAGCACCUGGGGAGCCCCAGCCGUGCCUGACAGGCCCACGCACCUGCAAGGACCUGCGGGACCGGGGGUACUUCCUGAGCGGCUGGCACACCGUCUACCUGCCCGACUGCCGGCCCCUGACCGUGUUGUGUGACAUGGACACGGACGGAGGGGGCUGGACCGUUUUCCAGCGGAGGAUGGACGGCUCCGUGGACUUCUACCGGGACUGGGCCGCGUACAAGCAGGGCUUUGGCAGUCAGCUGGGGGAGUUCUGGCUGGGGAAUGACAACAUCCACGCCCUGACCGCCCGGGGAACCAGUGAGCUCCGCGUAGACCUGGUGGACUUUGAGGACAACCACCAAUUUGCCACGUACAGAUCCUUCCAGAUGGCGGGCGAGGCGGAGAAGUACAGGCUGGUCCUGGGGGCCUUUGUGGAGGGCAGUGCGGGUGAUUCCCUGACGUCCCACAACAACCAGUCCUUCUCCACUAAAGACCAGGACAAUGACCUUCACGCCCAAAGCUGUGCCGUGAUGUACCAGGGAGCCUGGUGGUACAAAACGUGCCACGUGUCAAACCUGAAUGGUCGCUACCUCGGCGGGGCCCAUGACAGCUUCGCAAAGGGCAUCAACUGGAAGUCGGGAAGAGGGUACAACUACAGCUACAGGGUGUCGGAGAUGAAGCUGCGGCCCGCCUAGCCCGGUGGGCGCGGGGUCAGGACGCCCCGCACGCUGGUGGGGGUGGGGUCGGGAGCUCAGCCCUCGGGUUCGUAAAAGAAACACGUGUUGUGAUUC
Molecule: messenger RNA, 1078 nt
Organism: Sapajus apella (tufted capuchin)
Lineage: Eukaryota; Metazoa; Chordata; Mammalia; Primates; Cebidae
Product: ficolin-2
Exons: 8
Coding region: 59-982 (307 amino acids)
Source: RefSeq, a predicted model, not a curated record